UACUUCCUCAGUUGUUGCGCGUGCCUAGCUUAGCUGGUCUGUGUGACCGGAGUUUCCCUUCCGCUGACGGGCUGCUGUCACACACACACACACAGGUACCAUGUUUUCCCAUUCCCGGUGUCUCACCAGGAAUUUUGGCCGAUCCCUCUCUGCCAUCCGCCAGGGGAAUAAUGUGUUAGCUCGUCGGGCUGCAGCAGCUCUGUCAGCUAGCAACUCUGUCAUCAUCAACAGCAACAAUGUAAAACAUAAUCCCCGAUCCAGUGUCUUCCAAAUUCAGUACUUCAGAACAUCUGUAGCCUACAGAGAUGAAGUUGUCACAGUUAAGACCCCUGCAUUUGCGGAAUCUGUCACAGAGGGGGAUGUGAGGUGGGAGAAAGCUGUUGGAGACACCGUCUCUGAGGAUGAGGUGGUGUGUGAAAUUGAGACCGAUAAGACAUCAGUCCAGGUUCCCUCUCCUGCCUCUGGAGUGAUCGAGGAGCUUUUGGUCCCAGAUGGAGGGAAGGUUGAAGGAGGAACUCCACUUUUUAAGCUUCGAAAAGGAGCUGGUGCUCCUAAAGCUGCAGAAACUCCAAAAGCCGAAGCUCCAGCUGCUGCAGCCCCUCCACCGCCUUCUGCUGCCCCUCCACCCCCUUCCCCUUCAUCCGUGGGCCCAAUUCCCACAGCCAUGCCCCCUGUGCCACCUGUGCCAGCACAUGCUCUGGACAGCAAACCAGUUUCAGCCAUCAAGCCCACCCCUGCUCCAACUGCACCAGUGGCACAAGCAGAGGGAGGGGCCAAAGCAGCCAGGACAGAGAGCAGGGUUAAGAUGAACCGCAUGAGACUGAGAAUUGCCCAGAGACUGAAGGAAGCCCAAAACACCUGCGCUAUGUUGACUACGUUUAAUGAGGUCGACAUGAGCAACAUCACAGAGAUGAGGAAGACUUACAAAGAUGCUUUCCUGAAAAAGCAUAACAUGAAGUUGGGCUUCAUGUCUGCAUUUGUGAAGGCUGCUGCCUACGCUCUUUCUGACCAACCUGCUGUUAAUGCCGUAAUUGAUGACACAACCAAAGAGAUUGUGUACAGGGACUAUGUUGAUAUCAGUGUGGCUGUGGCUACACCAAAGGGUUUGGUGGUUCCUGUAAUACGAAAUGUCGAGGGAAUGAACUUUGCUGAUAUCGAGAAUGCCAUCAAUUUGUUGGGAGAAAAGGCCCGUAAGAAUGAGCUGGCUGUCGAGGACAUGGAUGGAGGAACUUUCACCAUCAGCAAUGGUGGCGUGUUUGGGUCUCUGUUCGGCACCCCUAUAAUCAACCCACCGCAGUCUGCUAUAUUAGGCAUGCAUGGCAUCUUUGACAGACCUGUUGCAGUCGGUGGAAAGGUGGAAAUCCGUCCAAUGAUGUAUGUUGCCCUGACGUACGAUCAUCGGCUGAUUGAUGGAAGAGAGGCUGUCACUUUCCUGCGCAAGAUCAAGUCCGUGGUGGAGGACCCCAGGGUGCUGCUCCUUGACAUGUAAACCUCUGUGAACUCCAGGCCCAAACAAACAAACCACCCCACACAAAUAGUGGCUGUACUCAUCUGACGAACAUUACUACAUGUAAUUUUGUAAUGUGUUGUUGUAUUGGUUAACUACAGGGGGGAAAAAAGAAGACAACACUUGGGUUGUGCAAUGGACAUUUGCAAAGCUAGCAGUGAUAAAGGGUUUUGUGCUGCUGUGGAGAAUUGUUGGGGUCUGGGGUUUCUGGUGCUGGUCUAUAGAUCAAAAAAAAAAAGAAAAUUGUCAUACUGAUGUGCGCCAUAUGUCGUUUUCUACAUAGGACUGAAAGAUUUUCAACUUAUUGUGAGACGAAUGGCAGACACAGUUAAAACUCCAUAGAUGAAUUUUAUUGUUUUAGCAGAGAGAAAAACAAAGAGCACAUAUUGGGCUAGAAACCAAGAAAAGCUGUUCUAAAAUCUCCAAAGUGAUGAAGUCCUCAGAGAAUUUACGCCACCUGUUCAGAAUAAAAGAAAAGGUCUCCUUUUGCUGUGUAAGAAAAACUAUUUAAGAAAAAAGAACAUUUUAAACAAUAAAAGCUGAAUUACUCGACUUA
Haplochromis burtoni (Burton's mouthbrooder) is the source of this 2063-nucleotide messenger RNA. It is a transcript of the gene dlst, whose product is annotated as dihydrolipoamide S-succinyltransferase. Gene Ontology annotation, cellular component: oxoglutarate dehydrogenase complex. Bases 101 to 1489 code for a protein of 462 amino acids. The record is from RefSeq and is a predicted model, not a curated record. The transcript is spliced from 15 exons. Gene Ontology annotation, molecular function: dihydrolipoyllysine-residue succinyltransferase activity. NCBI's taxonomy places the organism in Eukaryota, Metazoa, Chordata, Actinopteri, Cichliformes, Cichlidae. Gene Ontology annotation, biological process: tricarboxylic acid cycle.